Prorocentrum cordatum is the source of this 3023-nucleotide messenger RNA. Lineage: Eukaryota; Dinophyceae; Prorocentrales; Prorocentraceae. The record is from the annotation of a GenBank genome assembly.
CCCCAGAUGGCCCCAAGACGCCUCCCGAAGCACUUCCGUAGCCAUUUUGGCUCAAGCCAUCCUGGCUUAAGCAAUUGGCUCUUCAGGGGGCUCUGGCUGAAGAGUGCAAGUGCUUCCCAGAGAUGCCAAUCACCACGCGGUUCUGGACGCUUUUCGGCUUGUGCUGCUUCACUGCCUGCUUCCGACUAGCCUUCAGCUGCCCGCCUACGAAGUCACUGCUGCACAUCAGCAAUUCGCCUCAGUUUUAUCUCGACGAGUGCACUCAGCAUAUUGGGGGAGGGGGGUUAGAGCCUGGUUCUGAACAGUGGACUCUGAAGUGAGACUUCACCCUCGGUCCUGGUAAGAGGAUUGAUAAUAGAAAAGGCACGCCUCUUCCAACGCCUGACGAUGGCUUCUGGUUGAAGUCGGCACACCUUGUGGUUACAGAGAAGACGGGUACCCAGCUUCUUGCGUGGCCCCCCAUUCACGUGCAUCACAUCGUGUGCAGGUCCAAUUUCGCAGACAUGUGGUAUGAGCAGGAGGUGUUUGAGCACCAGGCUGUUUUUCUUCACGCGGCUGGCUCUCUGGGCAUGAACGAGUAUCUCAAGCGCUACGAAUUAUUGAAUGAGACGGACGGUUGGGCACAGUAUUUCCCCGCUCAGACCAAAAUCAAUUGUGGAUGGCGCGUGGAUGAUGAUCGAUUGGUGGGGGACUUUGAGGAAUACAAGCUAGUUCUUAAAAUGGAUGUUGUCAUUGAUGCUGAUAGACGUUACGGUUUCCGGCCGCUCAGCAGCUUUUUUUGGGAAGGCACUACUACAGGGCAGAUAGGGUACAAUUUGCCAACCGGAACCACUACAGUCUUCUCGAAAGAAUACGAAGCACCAGCGGCAGGCUCGUUUGAUCCAUACGGUUUUUCUGCUCACACGCAUCCAGGAGGGAAGUCACUUAAGUUCAUCGCGAAACGCUUGGGUGGCCAAUCUUUUGCUACGCCUCAGAGCCUCUUCACACUGGAGUUUCGCUCGUUGACUGUGGAACCAGGGUCGCAAAGCCAGGAGCUGAAUGUGAAACCCGGCGAUUACUUACGACUACCUACUCUGGACUGGAGCGAAAUAGGAUUGAAAUGGUUUAUUGGCAGCAUUUCCGCGUCAGGAGUCGACAGCAACAGACAUUGUGCGUUUCAAAAGGGAGACAUAUUUUACUUGGAGGCGGUUCAUGAUAUUCAUGAUGUCAAAAAGGGGGUGAAGGACAUGAUGUCGCUGAAGGGGGUUGUGCUUUGGGAUGACCCGCCACAGUUGACCUUUGCCCCAGGAGUGUGGAGUUUUUCAGGGUUCUUGCGCAACCAGCUAUUUGGUCAGGUCUUCGCUCCUCAUGAUCUGCUCGCCCAAAUCCCGCAAAAGGUCGACCAGACCGCAAUGCUUGAGUUGCACUCGAGAUGGCCGCUGUUGUUUUGUCAUCCAGACAGAGCUGCCGACGCAAAGUACGUUCGUUGCCAUCGUAACACUGUUGAUCAGAUAUUGCUUAAAUAUGCUUCGGUAAACGACAUCGACACGGCAAUGCUUGCAAAAGUGCACAAGUCUUGCGACCGUUUCUGAUCCUGGGGCGCCUUCGAUGCUGUGUGGCAGCCAGGCUACCGCUGCUGCACCGCGCUUGCCUUUGCGCAACAAGCGGUACGCCCCAGAAGCUCCUCAGAUGCCGUCGCGCGCCUGUGCUUGAUAGCGUUGUCCAAGAUCGUCCAGCGCAUUCGUAGCGUGGCUCGGGCGUGUGCAUUGGCCAAGUACUCAUUCUGGCUGGCCAGCCUCGCCUGCCGCAUUCUAAUUUGUCUUUUUGCUUGAUCAGCGCGCGUUUGGUGCGUUGAUUGGCGGUUGGCGCGUAUCUGGCGAACACGCUGCGCCGCCGACAAAAAAAAGAGAGAACCCCAAGACAAACAAGAUAGGGGGCUGUGCACUCGGGAAAGGGGCUUCUGCGGGUUCGCGGGAUUCGGUUCGUCUUCCUUUCGGGCUCCUCGUGCGCUUUCACUACGUGCAAGUCCCUCGGCAACCGCUGCGUGCCCACUUGCCCGAAGUGCAAAGGGGGCAGGCAGGACCCAGGACGUCAAGCACUGGGCGGCGGACUGCCCCUACAGCCGCUGGCGCGCACGAGUCGGCGCCAGCCCCCGGUCAAUGGACGCUCCGUUGGGUACACGCAUGGUUAUGCACAUGCGUUUCUUUUCUUCAGCGCCAUUGUCCGGGGCGAGAGUUUUAAUUCAUGCGCCUGCCAGGCCGUUCUCGGCGCAUGUCCUUUCUUUUCUUCCGCCGCGUGCCUGUGUUUCAAGCAGGCGCGCGCCCCGGGCAGGCCAUGUAUCAGCUCUUGAAAGGCCGCCAGGUAAGCCUGAGGCAGGCAUUGGAUAGGCCGUCGGGCUGACCUUGGACAGGCCUGGGGGUUCGUGGGCAGGCAUUGGGCAGGAUCCGAGGGGAGCGGUGCUCUGGCGCCGCCUGGACCGCAGAAAGGAGACCCACCUUCUGCAGGCCCACGGCAACCUGGGGCUCCCCUUCACAUUAGCUUGAGCUUGAUGUUCUGCCUUCGCUGUGAGCGUCGCUCCAUUUUCGAUCCAAAUUAUUUGAAGUCCAGCUGUAUGCGCUUGAGCUUGAAUUUCCGCUCAACGCGCGGAAGCUUCGCUCCAUUUUAUAGUUCUCUUUUAGCUUGAGCUUGAAUUUCCGCUCAACGCGCGGAAGCUUCGCUCCAUUGCCAUAAUUUGUGGGAAUGCCGAGACAUUGGGUUUGCUCGAGGUGGGCCUUGGACGCUCUGGGUCGUCUAGGCCUUGGAUAGGCGUAGAGUGCGCCCCCCUGGGAAUGAAACAAAGGGUAUGUAGGCAGCUGAAGUGGGAUAAUGCGGAAUCCUAUUUCGACCUGCGGCCCUCUGUAUGUUUCAUGGUUGCACGCCGAGUGGAACACGUCCACCGCGUCGACAACGAACAUACUUUUUCGCGUUGCAUGCCGAGUGGAAUUCGUCCACCGCGCCCGCAACAGCUCCUCUUCCGCGUGGAAUGUGAUUCCAUUGGUCCGCCA